This is a messenger RNA of Sphenostylis stenocarpa, 438 nucleotides long. NCBI's taxonomy places the organism in Eukaryota, Viridiplantae, Streptophyta, Magnoliopsida, Fabales, Fabaceae. The record is from the annotation of a GenBank genome assembly.
AUGGAGGAAAAGAGAGGAGUUGUGAAUGGAAACGCUUCAAUCGCAGAGGUUAGGUACAGAGGGAUUCGUAGGAGGCCAUGGGGAAAGUUUGCAGCAGAGAUUCGUGACCCUACAAGAAAAGGGGCUCGAAUAUGGCUUGGAACAUUUGACACUGCUGAACAAGCUGCACGUGCUUACGAUGCUGCUGCUUUUCAUUUUCGGGGUCACAAGGCCAUACUCAACUUCCCUAAUGAGUAUGGUCACACCACUCCUAAUCCUAACACGUUUUCAUCUUCAUUGCCUCUUCGUUCUUCUUCUUUUCCUUCUUACUCCGGUGGCGAGGGUUCCUCACAACAACAACGAAAUGGUGAUGAAACUUUAGAAUUGGAAUAUUUGGACGAUAAGUUGUUGGAAGAACUCCUUCAGGCGCCUGAUGCAACAGGAAGCAACUCAAAUUAA